Messenger RNA from Cornus florida, 776 nucleotides. Its product is annotated as calcium-binding protein CP1-like. The coding region runs from base 141 to 620 and encodes 159 amino acids. Gene Ontology annotation, molecular function: calcium ion binding. The transcript has a single exon. The record is from RefSeq and is a predicted model, not a curated record. NCBI's taxonomy places the organism in Eukaryota, Viridiplantae, Streptophyta, Magnoliopsida, Cornales, Cornaceae.
CAUGUGCCCUAUUAGCUCGUGUUCUCGAUCUGACUUUAUUAGUUGACGUGCACAAACAGCCAGCUGUGUGUAUAUACACACUAGUGAUAUAACACCACAAUCACAUAGCUGUUUUCUUUCCUCUAACAACCAGAAGUAAAAUGUGUCCCACCGGAAGUGCCCUACGACAUCCUCAGACCACCAAGAUGUCAGAUUUCCGUCCGGCAUUUGAGGUGCUUGAUGCCGACCGUGACGGGAAGAUCAGCCGGGACGAUCUUCAAACGUUUUACGCCGGUUUUUCUGGCACCACGGCGUCGUCGUCGGAGGACAUUAUUGGAUCAAUGAUCUCCGUUGCAGAUUUGAACAAAGACGGUUAUGUAGAGUACGAUGAGUUUGAGAGAGUAUUGAAUGGCAGGAAGAGGAGAGAGAGAAGUGGAGGGCGAGGUGUGAUGGAAGAUGUGUUCAAGAUUAUGGACAAAGAUGGGGAUGGGAAGGUCGGCCAAGAUGACCUCAAGAGUUACUUCAGCUGGGCUGGUUUUGAUGCCACUGAUGACGAUAUCAAGGCUAUGAUCAGAUUGGGCGGUGGUGAUGAAGAGGGAGGCGUCACUUAUGAUGGUUUCCUCAAGAUUUUAGGCCUUUAAUGAUAGAUGGUAAUUUUUUUUAUUUUUUUCUUUUUGUUGGGAGGGGUGUGGUUUCAACAACACCAAUGUCUAUGGUAUGAAACAUUGAUCAUUAAAUAAAUUUGUGUAUUUUCAGAUGAUAACGGAAUCUUAGAUCGUCAUAUAAUUUUAUUCCUA